Cyphellophora europaea CBS 101466 is the source of this 465-nucleotide messenger RNA. RefSeq lists its product as uncharacterized. Gene Ontology annotation, molecular function: carbon-sulfur lyase activity. The transcript is spliced from 4 exons. The record is from RefSeq and is a predicted model, not a curated record. NCBI's taxonomy places the organism in Eukaryota, Fungi, Ascomycota, Eurotiomycetes, Chaetothyriales, Cyphellophoraceae. The coding region runs from base 1 to 465 and encodes 154 amino acids.
AUGGCUGAAAGUACUACUAGCAAAAAGUCCUUCAAGGGCUCCUGCCACUGCGGUUUCAUCACAUACACGCUCGCGUGGGAUACCGCAAGUGAUGGUGACCCAAAAGUAUUCCGCUGCAACUGCACCUGGUGUCAGAAACCCGGCUAUAAUAUUCUAAAGCUCGAGAACCCCGAAGACUUCCAAUUGCUUACUCCGGCUUCCAAAGACGAGAUGGGAGACUAUGCGCCCAGGAAAGCCGAGGUCGAUGGCCACCGUUAUUUCUGCAAGACCUGUGGGACGCACAUUUACCGCGAGGCGAAGUACACCUUCAACGGCCAGCAACACGAGUCGUUCACUGUUAAUGCUUUGAGCAUUGAUCAGCCGCAAGAAGGUAUCGAUCUGAGUGAAUUGUCGUACUCCUACUGCGACGGGCUCACGAACAAAUUCACGACGGGUGACAAGCCGUUCCCAGGAGGUGCUCCGUGA